AUGUUUGCGGCAGUUCGUGUGUUCAACCUCCUCGUUUUGGAGGAAGGCGAAGAGUACCUCAUCGACUGCCCCGCUUCCCUCACGUACUCCCAUCCGUAUGCAGUUCGCCUCUCCGCGCUGGAGGCGGCGGCGUGUCGCGCGGCUGACUCCUCUGCGAGCGAUGUUUUGCCUGGCAGCGAGUCUUUUCGGCAGGAGGUGCUUCAGCCCCUUCUUCAGACGCUUCAGCACAGCCAGCCAGAGCGAGGCCGGCUGCGCGUCUGCAGCAAGUCGCUGAUUUUUGAUUCGCACCAUCCGUCCGCUGACAUCAUCAAAUUCCCAUUCAGACGCAUUCUCUUUCUGCACGCGCUGCCGACCCCGUCCCAGGGGGCCGCCGGCUCCUUCGAGUUGCCUCCGGCUGGCGGAGGCCUUCCGCCCGACGGGCGCAACUCGUCGACGCUUCUCAUGGCCGCGAGCGAAAUCACACGCGUGCCAACUCAACUUUUCAAUGGAAAGACGCGCUGCGUUCGUCCCUUUACGUCUGACUCAGCGUCGGCUGCGCCGCUGGCUCCCGAGCCGAGUGUUCAGCGCUUGCGCAGCGUUGACGCCUCCUCUCUUGUCGCGCCUUUCUCUUCGUCUGGGAGUUUUGCCUCUUGCAGUGCCGCAGGCGGGGGCGGGUGCGGCACAGGAUCGCUCUUUUCUACAGGAGCCUCGACCUCGCGAAGCUCGUGGUGGCCUGCAGGAGCGGACACGCCGACAGGCGGCGCGCCGACCUCGCAGUCGCCGCAGGUUUUCCUGUUCCUUCUUUCGUUUGAAAACCCGCGGCUCUGCCCCGCGAGCCCAGUCGCCCCGCCCUUUUUUGCUGGACAGCAGCCCCCCCCUGCGAGCCUCGCGCCGCCGCGAGGCGGAGGCGCGCCGACGCUCCCCGCCCUGAUUGACGGCCUGUGGCGAGCCAGCAACGGGAAGCCUCUCAUCCCGCACAUUCACCGCCCGAGGGCUGCAGCACAGAGGUCGAGUGUGGCGAGGGGUCAGACGCGAGACGGACACGCGCAGGGCGCUGGAGGCGGGUGGAGCGGCGCCGAGCUCAACAGCUCGCUCGCGGGGGCGGGCGAUGCCCGGGGGGAGGACAAGCCCGCGGGCGUUCUCGUCGACACCGAGGAGUACGCCAGUGAACAACUGCGUGCGCUGUCGCAGCAUCUCACUUUCAGCUUGGCGGAUCUCGACCAUCGCGAGCAGCUUCUGCUGCCUUCCAGCAGAGGCUACUGGGUGCGGCGCAUCAGGCCACUGAUUCACCACCGUGGCCUGCUGCUCCUGACGUCGGCAGCGAUCUAUUUCCAGCCGCACCCGAACUUCACCAACACCAGCACCAAGGCCUACCCCCUGCAGUCGCUCCUGCACUGCUUUCGGCGAAUUCAGUGCCUGCGUCCCAACGCUCUCGAGCUCGUGCUGUACUCCGGCCAGGAGCCGCUCAGCGCGUCGCGCGCCGGCGCGGGCGAGUCUUCUUUCUCUCGAGACGUAGACCGCGCUGGAGGACUCCACGCGUCACUCCAGCGGGGGGGUAGCCAGGGGCCCGAGUUCUGCGAUUUCGGCGAGAGAAACGGCGAGAGGGAAGGCGACAUCGCCACGGAGAGAUGGGCAGGGAAGGCAAAGACGAAGAAGCCGUUCAAACUGAUCCUGCUCGAAUUCGAGAAUGAAGAGGAAAGGGAAAUUGUCGCCAGAGCGCUUCAAAAGCAAAAACCCGAAGCCUUUCUCGUCCAGUCCUCUGUCCACUACGUGGAGUGCAUGAAGCAGCUGUGGGUGAACGGCCGCAUUUCAACGUACCACUACUUGGAUUUUCUCAACUGCAUCGCGGGCAGAAGCAAGUCCGAUUACAGCGCCUAUCCGGUCUUCCCCUGGACGAUUAUGCGUUUCCAGCCCACGGACACAUCUCUCCCGCCCGACGACGCGACGGCGAUGCGCGACCUCUCCAAGCCCGUGGGAGCUUUGGAGCCGCAGAGACUGCAGGCGCUUCUGAAGCGCAUGAAGGAAAUUCAAGUCGUAAGCCAUCCCGCGGAGGCGCCCCUCGCGAGCAGGCAGUUUAGCGGCGGUGGCGAGGGGGCACACAUCCACGAGGAUGAGCUAGACCGCAGCGCGGUGUCGUAUCUGUACGGCAGCCACUACAGCACGCCGGCCUUUACAGUGCACUGGCUGGUUCGCCUCGUGCCCGAGUGCCAGCUACGGCUCCACGGCGGUCGCUUCGACGCGCAGCAGCGCAUGUUCAACAGCAUGCAGAGCGCAUGCAGAGGAGCCCUAACGGGCCAGUCGACGUUCGUUGAGUUGAUUCCCGAGUUCUACGAGUACGAUCCUUCGUUCUUGCUGAAUCGCUUGUCGGUCUUCCUCUCACCGCUUCCAGCGUCGCUGCCGCUCUUCCCCUCCUCAACGCACGCGCUCCCGUCGGCCGCGCAGCAGCCGCCCGUCGCGCUCGCGGACGUCGAGCUCCCCCCGUGGCCUCCUGCGGCUGAAGCAGACAGCUGCGACAGCGGCGACCUGUCGCCCGCCCUGCGGUCGGCGCCGCGCGGCUCCAGCGCGCCCAUGCGAGACGACGCCAGGGCGGAGACUGUCCCUUCAGAGCCGCGCACCUUCGUGGCGACCGCGCCCGCCUCCAGCCGGCGAGGGGUCAGAGAGAAGGACGCGCGAGAGGGCCUGCGCAGACGAGCCGAGUGCGGAGACGCAGCUUCGUUCCUCCUCCACCUGCGGCAGGCGCUCGAGGGCACCUGGGCCAGCAAACACAUGCACAACUGGAUCGACCUUAUAUUCGGAUACAAGCAAACCGGCGAGCCUGCGCGCGCAGCUUUCAACGUCUUUCACCCGCUCACGUACGCGAACGCGGCGGCCGCGGCCGCGACCGGCAGCUGCUGUCCCCUGGGAGCGCAGCAGCCUCGCCUCUCGCGCGCCGCCGCCGCGAUGCUCGAGCAACUCCAGCCGAGUGCCCUCCAAGUCCAGCUGCAGGAAUUUGGGCAAACCCCGAUUCAACUCUUCGACAAACCCCACCCGAUGCGCCUGGCAUGUCCGCCGUUCGACGCCAGUGCGUGGGAGGAAGCCUGUGGGCACCUGCCGGGGGGAGGGAGGACGAGUGGUCGUUCCUCGGCGCUGCCGUCGCCGACGCGGGCGGGCGUCUCGUUGGGCUCGGGCGCGGUCGGGGCCCGCCCGCUGUUGCCUGGCGCCCGCGCCUCGGUGCGCGGCACCAGCAUGUGGGACGACAUGCCUUGGUUCGUCUUCAUGCACCACAACCGGCACCUGCUCAAGGGGCUCCUGGACGCCCCGCCCGUCGAGCGCGCGCUCUCGAGCCCCGCGGCGGGCCUCGGGCUUCUGACUCAGCGCCACGGGCUUUCGCUCCCGGCGGUGACGCCGACGGGCGGGCGGCUCGGCGCCCAGGGCAGGACCCAGACCGACGCCCAGGCGGGAGACCAGGCGGGAGAUAGAGGCUGCGCGGGGGGCGACGGGCGCGAAGGCUUGCGGCCUGCGAGCUGCUGGGGACUGCCUGCGGCCGGGCGGCUCGCGGCGAAGCCGCACCAGGAGACCUUCGUGCCGACGUCUCGCGCCGCGUCUUCGCCGUCAGGGUCGCAGGAGAGAGGCCCGAGAGGCGCGGCGCUCGGCGACACACAGGGAGACAGAGAGGCGACGCGCGGCUCCGCGGCGCCGCCGACCGCCUCGCCGCUGUCCGCUUUGCCGGGGGCUGCGUCACCGUCGCCCCUUGCGGCGGCGGCGUCGUUCUACGUGGGGGCGUCGGAAGGGAGCGAGCGAGAGACGGGUAAGCCGGCGGCGCUGGCGGCUGCCGCGGGCGCCUCGCCGUUGGUGCCGCCGUUCGCGGCGCCGAAGGCUCCAGUCUUAAGCGCGCCGGCCAGCAGUCCGCCGCGGUCGCCGUGGGUCGUCUGGCUGAAGAGCCGCGACCAGAGGAAGCCGCGGAAACGCGCAACUCUCGCGAAAUGCGCUGGGCGGACUUCGCUCACCGGCCUCGCGCUGUGGACUGACGCCGCGUGCUGCAUCGGCGGCGACGGCAGCGUGACCUGCUUCCAGCUGAGAGAGGCGCUUUGCUCCGGAGGCGACGCAGAGGCCCGCGACGCCAGGGCCAAGGAGGGCGAGCUGCCGGAGCGACGGAAGGCGGCGGAGGCUGAGGAAGCGCACAAAGAGGGAGAGAACGGCGCGGUCGGGAGGGGAGACGGCGAGCCGCGGGGCGGGCGCAGGGGAAGACCGGAGGAGGAAGCUGACGGGGGGAAGGAGACGAGCGGCGAGGACGAAGGCGGUAAACGCUUCGACGUCGGCGCUCUGCAGUCUCGUGUCGUCUACCGCCUCGCCUCGGUGCCGCUGUGCAGCACGGCCUUUCUGGGCACGAGCGGGGUGAUUGCUGUAGGCGCCUUUGAUGGGAGCAUCGCUUUGCAUGGCAUUCACAGACCGCAGGUGGACUACUCGCGUGCCGCCGCUGCGGGCUGUGAGUCGGACACGGGCACGUCAAAGGGGCCUGCGCUCGAGGCGCCCCCCGUCGGCGCCUCGGCGGUGCAGAAAAACGGGGCGACGGGUCAGGCGGCUUCGCCAGGCUUUUCGAAGCCAGCGGGCGCCUCUCCAGCGUCCUCCUUUUCCUCUUACAUGCCGUCGGGCCUCGCGCUCUCGCGCCCGCUGAGCCGCCACGUGUGUCACGCCGACAGCGUUCUCUCGCUUUGCUACAACCCGUCUCUCCAUCUGCUGAUUUCUUCCUCCUCGGAUGCGACCGUGCGCGUGUGGGACGUCGCUGCGCUGCUUUCGUCCUCUCAGUAUCCAUCCAAGUCGCUUCUGCUGCUUCAACAAGUCCUGGAUGAGCACGAGGGCGAGGUGACGGCUGUAGCCUCGCACCGCCACCUCGUCUUGACCGGCAGCGAAGACGGGCUUCUUCUCCUCUACGACCUGCGCGUUCCCUCGCAGCGCUCGGGCGCCGUCUGGGGGGUUCACAGCGCUGGACGCGCGCCCGUUCAGUCGUGCGAAAUCUCGGAUUUCGCCGCUGCGGCGAUUCUCGAGGCUGCGUUUCUCGAAGACCGGCCGUCAGUCUACGCUCGCCGCCGGACCGCGCCUUCGAGGUCGUCUUUUCUUGUCCAAGGCGCGCUGGAGGGGAGUCGCGAGCACGCCUACGCGUCCGCAGGCAGGUGCCUCUACUCUUCCUUCUGCUUUGCGCCUUCUCCCUUUCUCGACGCCUCUCGAGUGCCAGCCGCCCCAGCCUUCGCGGCCGCGGACGCGAGCUGCGUCUCGUUCCCCUCCUCGUACUUCCCGGUGCAGACCUGGGAUCUCCGCGGAGCGUCGCCGCAGCCGUUCGCCUCGAGUUUGUCGCUCAACGGCGCAAGCCGCGGCUUCGGCGAGGGGCGGGGUGCGCGUGCGGCGCACGCGGAGGAGGCGCGGCAGGCGAGCGAAGUCGACGACGGGUACCACGCGCUGCUGCAGAAGCGCGGCGUGCGGCCGCUCUGCGGCUGCCUGGACCCUGCGCUGCAGUACGUCCUCUUGGCGGGCGUGCGGCGAUGUGCGGAGAGCGACGACGCGGCGCCGGCGCGCCGCGAAGGGGCGGACGCGAGGGCGGGCGGCGCGCGCGAGUUUGAGGGCUUCCUUGGGCUAUAUGACCUGCGCACGCGCAACGAAGAGCUCUCGUGGACUCUCGACGCGAUCCAGGAGCCCGCCUUCCUCGCCACCGCCCCCGGCAGCGCUGAGCUGUCGGUCAUGGGCGGCGGGAGCGACUUCGGCGGCGGCACCGGCCUCAUGAUGGGAACCAACUACAUCGGUGUCGGCGACGUCGAGGGAGUCCUCGAGCUCUUCGCCGCGGGCGACGGCGUAUGCAGGCGCGCGCCGUGGAGGUGA
Besnoitia besnoiti is the source of this 5829-nucleotide messenger RNA. Its product is annotated as Beige/BEACH domain-containing protein. The transcript is spliced from 8 exons. Gene Ontology annotation, molecular function: protein binding. Bases 1 to 5829 code for a protein of 1942 amino acids. The record is from RefSeq and is a predicted model, not a curated record. Lineage: Eukaryota; Apicomplexa; Conoidasida; Eucoccidiorida; Sarcocystidae.